CAUUCUGAAUAUGCCUGCGUGGGAAUCAAUUGUCGCGGGAUAAUUUUUUUUGGAGACUAUUUUUCUGCCGUAGAAAAGUCAGUAUGCGGUGACGGAUUAAACUUCUCGAUGAGCUCACGGAGCUCUCCUAUAGGGUAUAUUAAUCCGGCGGUGGGAAUUUAUUCCUGGCAAUAUGAAAUGACAUCGGUGGUUCCGGGUUUUGAGUAUUGAUUUUUAUCCUUUAUUGAUUUCCGCCAUGUUGCGAAAGAGGUUUUUCUCGACGAUUCGUGCUCUGCAGCAUGAUAAUCCAUUAGGUCUUCCUCGCUCCGGCACGCCGCCGUCGUUCCCUCGUCGCCGCGGACUACCGGAGAAGCGCAAGAUCCGAGAUGUGAAGAAGGUUAUCGCCGUUUCGUCUGCGAAGGGGGGAGUAGGGAAAUCUACGAUUGCUGUAAAUCUCGCUCUAUCAUUCGCGCGCCGAGGAAUCCGAACAGGAAUUCUAGACACCGAUAUCUUCGGCCCAUCCAUACCAACCCUACUCAACCUCUCCGGCGAGCCCCGACUCGACCAAAAUAACUGCCUCCUCCCACUAACAAACUAUGGCCUAAAAUCAAUGUCAAUGGGCUACCUCCUCCCACAACCGACCCGUUCCCCCGAAGACCCCUCCACAAUACCCAUGGACACAACCCCAAUCUCCUGGCGCGGCCUAAUGGUCACAAAAGCAAUGCACCAACUCCUCCACUCCGUCUCCUGGGGUCCCCUCGACGUUCUCUUCCUCGAUCUACCGCCGGGCACAGGCGACGUCCAAUUAACCAUCAACCAGGAGAUCAUCGUGGACGGCGCGGUGAUCGUGUCGACGCCGCAGGAUAUUGCCCUCCGUGAUGCGGUAAGAGGCUACGGCAUGUUCCAGAAGAUGGAUGUCCCUGUCCUAGGCAUGGUGCGGAAUAUGGCGUUUUUCGCGUGUCCGCAGUGUGGGCAUCAGACGAAGAUCUUUUCGCAUGGGGAGACUGCUGCGGGGGAGCAUCCGCACCGGCAUGGUGAGGAUUGGGGUGUUGUGGCUGAGUGUAAGAGGUUGGGAGUUGAGUUUUUGGGGGAUAUUCCGCUGGAUGCGAGGGUUUGUGAGGAUGCGGAUCGGGGUAUGCCGACUGUUGUUGCGGAGGAGAGUCAGGACCGGAGUGUGAGGAGGAAGGCCUUUUUGGAUGUUGCAGAGAAGGUGGCGAAGAAGGUUGGGAUUGAGUGGUGACUGGGGAAUGAUGUAUAUUCUCGGUAAUGUUCAGGCUUCUCUUUGUAUUAUACUAAGCAUUUAUAUACCCGGCUUAAACCUUGAGGAAGGUGUGAAUGAUUAAUAUGUUUAUCUAUUUAGAUUACAGUCAUCUUUUACAAUGUACAAGACCAAAUGUGAGAGAUAGAGUGACUCAAAAACCGGGGGUAUUGGACGGAUAGGAUAUUCCCCCCCAAAAGUGUAAAACUUAAGUACCAGGAUCUAAGCAUGAGAAAAGGGUGUGAGGUAUCACCGUGUAUAUCAACUUGACGAUA
This is a messenger RNA of Aspergillus alliaceus, 1512 nucleotides long. Its product is annotated as Mrp/NBP35 family ATP-binding protein. Gene Ontology annotation, cellular component: mitochondrion. Bases 236 to 1219 code for a protein of 327 amino acids. Gene Ontology annotation, biological process: iron-sulfur cluster assembly; mitochondrial respiratory chain complex I assembly. NCBI's taxonomy places the organism in Eukaryota, Fungi, Ascomycota, Eurotiomycetes, Eurotiales, Aspergillaceae. Gene Ontology annotation, molecular function: 4 iron, 4 sulfur cluster binding; ATP binding; ATP-dependent FeS chaperone activity. The transcript has 4 exons. The record is from RefSeq and is a predicted model, not a curated record.